AUGAACUUGAACCAGGAUAAAGUGGAAGAAGAAUGCGAGGACUCUGCUGUUAGCACCGGCUGCCUCUGUAAAGGCAGAAUGGGAGAAAAGGCCCAGGAAAGGCUGGGCUGCCGGUGGAGGGAAGAGGAGAAGGCAGUUAUCACACCACCUCAGGCCAGAAGCCAUAGAUCUGGGUCUCCAGGACCUCCAGGAACAUGCUCCUUCAGUCCUGGAGAGAGCCAGCAGCCAGGGAGCGGGACACAGACAGGGAGAUGUCCACAGCCUCAUUUGGCCAGACUGAUUACCUGUAGCAAUGCAUGGGAAAGGCCUCCAGGGGUCAAAGGCUCACUUUUGUUGGGGCUUGGAGUGCUUAUCAUCUGCCACCUGAGUUGGGAGGAGCCCGUGGUGCCUUUGCUGCGUCCCAGACACCCUGGGAACAUGAGCUGA
This is a messenger RNA of Rangifer tarandus platyrhynchus (Svalbard reindeer), 426 nucleotides long. The record is from the annotation of a GenBank genome assembly. Lineage: Eukaryota; Metazoa; Chordata; Mammalia; Artiodactyla; Cervidae.